Messenger RNA from Amoebophrya sp. A120, 2557 nucleotides. Lineage: Eukaryota; Dinophyceae; Syndiniales; Amoebophryaceae. The record is from the annotation of a GenBank genome assembly.
GAACGUUCCGAUCGAUAGUGCUAUUUUGUGGUCAUAUUUAUUGAAAAUUGCUUACGUAUCUAUACGCUCAUUUUCGUUUUCAUGCUCUCUGUGCGCCGAGAGAAGGCGGAGUCGUGAGUAUGUGGUGCUUCACCGAGUGCAUUUUGUCCAGAGUGGGAGGGAAGAUAAUACUCCACAAAUGAAGUAGAAGUAUUGCAGCUUGAAAGUACCGCAAGAGGUCUGAAUUUCUAGCAUAGAUCUGCCUGAUUGGAGUAUAACGUGGGCGCAGCAAAAGUGCCAAAUUUCUAGAUUUGAAUGAUUGGCGCGUGCGCAAACGAAUAGCAGGAUAAGCAUAUGCUAGCCUAUAUUUGAUUUUCCGCAAAACUUGAACUUCAACUACCCAUGGUGUCCACAGUGCGGCUUUUCAGCGCCGUCCGGCAGGUGGCCAUAGCGCUAUCGCUGGUUCUGAAUGGACUACUUUUCGGCCUUAUGGACUGCAAAAGUACCGUACUAGUAGAAAUCGCAUGACAAAAUCCCUCAGCAUGAAGAAUGGAAUUUGUAAUGCGGAUUUAGGUUGAGAAGGAGAUUUGUAAUGCUUGACUGCGAUUACUACGAGUUGUGCGAUACUUUUGCACAGAAUAGGUCUGAUCUACUACUUUGCCGACUUCUACUUCAGACGAUGCGCAGCACCAGUAUGGCGCUCUCAAACGUCACAUUCUCAACUCUUACACCACGAAUCUGUGAUGCAAGAAGAGCAAUAUGGAAAGGGGCAAGCUUGUUGCGAGUCUCGCAUCACAAAUUCGCAACAGACUUGGAUGCUGUUUAGCCCUUCGAGAAUGUGUCAUGCAAAUCACCAUAAUCUUCUGGCGACUUGGACGUAUGGGAAUUUUGCAUGUCAAAUUCAUCGAACAGCAGUUGAGAAUGUAACAACUGAGAAUCCCAUAACGAGUGAAAACGGAGUCGGCAAGAGGUUUUGAGGUGAAGGUUUGUGUCGCGUUGGCGGAGUUUAUGCAUGGCAAAUAUGUCUGGGUGUGGGUCAGUAAGGCAAAUAAGAUGUAAUCUUGUCAUGCCCGUUUAUUAUAGAUCGAUUGCUCAGAUAAAUAUAAAAGAAAAAAUUGUGAUGCGUGAUAAGAAAAAGUUGUCCAAAGAAGAGAUUUGUCAUGCGGAUUGGGCAGUGAGAAUCGACAUCGAGAUUGAAACAACCGCAAAACUUGUGAUGCUGCCGCUUGCAAUUGCAAGCCAAACGAGACCUUCCGGGCCAACACGUACAAAUCGCAUGACAAACACCUGCACUUAUCCAGGCCCGAACAUUUUUGCACUUGACAGAGUUGGGACGAGAACAAAAAACUGCGGUUGAUGCGGCAAUAGCAGUUUUUUCGGGGUACUACAACCAAGUUGCGGUAUACUGCACUACAAAUUACGCAUUGCAAAAGCAUUGCAGCACGAGUCUAUAGGUGCUGGUACAUGUGCUUGUGCAUGACAAAUUGAAUUGAAUAACGCAUAACUUGAACCACAGGCAAAAACUCAGCUUGUGAUGCUGGUUCAGGUUACUCAUGACUCACUAGAUCUUGAUCUGUCAUGCAGUGUUCCUGCAACCAUGAGAUGACGACUGUGAUGCUUUUGCAAACAAUACAAGCCCGUACUCAGCAGUCUUCACGCCAGUCGGGAUGGCGUGCGUCGGGUAUUUUGUGUAUCCUGAGAAAAAAGUGUCACAGUUACACACUCUGCUCGAAGACAAGCAAGACAGACAACCUCUGUCAUGCAGGAAAUGCUUGCCAGCCUCAUAUCAUUCGUGUUUUCCCUUAUAGUCUGCGCAUCACAGGUUUUCUUUGCCAUGUCGAGCAACUUUGUGAUGCAGAAACUCCAACAAGUGUGUAAGUAACUGUAACACUUUUUUUCUGUGAUAUUGUGGUCUGGAAGUUUAUCAUCGGGAUUUUGUGCAAAGUGGUUUUGGUCGGCUUGGUGACGAAGCUUACGAAGUUGUUCUCCGAUCACGUCAUCAUCGUGCGGAACAAAUCAGUUACGGAGGAAACGACUACAGCCGCGCCGGAGGUGGAGCCUUCUUCGCCGUCUUCCCCCGGGAAUGACCGCAGAUCCACGCGGGGCGCAGGGUCAUCAACUACCUCGAACAAAACUUCACCGGCUGCACCGAAGUCGCCGACGGGGGGUCGAGGGGGGAGGUCUGUGAGAGGGUGAAGAAAUGGCGUCUUUCUAGAACAAAAGAUCACCACCUACUUAUAGUACUUUCUUCGGAAAAACAAACGAGCACAAGCAGGAAAAGCUGAGAACAUGAUGAAACAGAAACUCCAUGUCAACCAUUUUUCCACCACUGCAACUAAAACGAAAGACCAACAGAAAAUCAAAAAACAGUUGUCUACUGAGUCAGAAGUUGUAUUCUGACCUCCACGUUGAUGACGACGAUGAAGGUUUUAUCGUGAUUUGGUCAUGUUGAAUCAUUCUCAAUUGGCGCGCUCGUGAAGAUAUAGUAGCCGCAGGCACCAGGAUCGUACAAAUUCGCAUUGUUCAUCGGUAAUUGCUCUUGUUCUCCCUUCUGCGACGAGGACAUAUUGCGUUCCGC